Messenger RNA from Nematostella vectensis (starlet sea anemone), 3204 nucleotides. Its product is annotated as 5-hydroxytryptamine receptor 6. Gene Ontology annotation, cellular component: membrane. The coding region runs from base 855 to 1763 and encodes 302 amino acids. The transcript is spliced from 2 exons. Gene Ontology annotation, molecular function: G protein-coupled receptor activity. NCBI's taxonomy places the organism in Eukaryota, Metazoa, Cnidaria, Anthozoa, Actiniaria, Edwardsiidae. Gene Ontology annotation, biological process: G protein-coupled receptor signaling pathway. The record is from RefSeq and is a predicted model, not a curated record.
CAAAUCGACCAUUAGAAAAAUCGGCUUUCUUUAAUCUUAGUCUAGCAAAAAAUCAUUAGCAGGUUGAUAGACUUACCUAAUCAUGCAUUUUUGUGAAUUUAAAAAAAACAGGUUUUUUUCUAGAAAAUUUUGUCUUAUCUCGUGUUGUAGUGUUCUUUUUGUAUAGCAAAUCCUUGGAUGGAAAGUAUUGGGGUUAAAAUAGGUCACGAAUUCUUUAAUUCUUUUUUAAAAUGGAAAAAGGCACGUGGUCUGGGAGGAUGGCUCCCCGUUAAAACCAAAAAAAAAAAAAAAAAGAAUUCGCAAAGUCGAAAUCUGUUCGUUUGUAGUAAGGAGAUCAAAAUUUAGUUAAUGUGUUUCGUUGUUGGCAAAGUCCGUUGUCUGAAAGCGUUAAUUGUUGUAUUAUACAUGCCAAAUUAUUUUCCACCAUAGAAUACAAUGUUUAUUGAUUCUAAUAAAACAUUCCAUCUUCUUGAUAACAACAUUUAUACUACACUAGGUUGCUUCAAUUGACUUUUCGCUGAACUUCAAACAUAGUUUUGAUAACAAACUUUGUAAACGCAAAAUUGGGGAAUUGAAAUGGUAAUUAGUUUUGAUUAAGGCAAUUUACAGAACGGCAGGGGGUAGGGGUAAUCUCCGAUCUCCUACGGAAUACAAGCCCUGAUCGUGAUUGCUAGAAAAGUUGAAUCGCUUCAAGCGGUUCUGAUAUUUCAGCCUCCGCUGAGCGUAUUAUCAUUACGUGUUUCUUUUUCAAGGGAAGUGCAAACAAAUUCAACAUUUACUCUUUUUCAAAUUGAAUUGUAUGUCUGAAAGUUAAAAGCGAAUCUUGUGCAAGGUCCCGCCCUCCGCCCGCCGUCAUGUCCAGUGGUGUCGUCCUGUGGAGCAUCGCGUACUCGUGCGCAGCGAUCAUCAUUGUCAGCGGUAACUCCCUCGCCAUCGCUGCCUUCUUCACCAGCAAGAAACUAAUGCGCAUGCGCGCAAGCUACUUCCUCGUCAGCCUCGCCGUGGCGGAUAUGCUAAUUGGCAUCAUAACGAUCCCAAUGUACAUAGCGCUGCUGCAUUACCACGUGGUUAGCAAGGAGUACCAAAGCGUGUUUACGGCGGUGGAUAUCGCGUCGGGUUCCGCGUCGGUCUUCACACUAACGACCAUCUCCAUAGAACGUCUGUACUCUUUCUGGUUCCCCUUGCAUUACAGAGCAAACAACGCCCCGCGCACGUACCUCGGGGUGGUGGCUGGCGUUUGGUGCUUGUCCGGGAUUAUCACCACCUUGCAUAUUCUGUACCGAUACCACAUCAUUUCGUAUACGCAUUUCUUUUACGUGAUGAUGUCUGCUCUAAGUUUUUGUCUUCUCGCCAUGUGUAUGGCUUACGUAGGUAUCUUCCUUCGUGUGAGAAAGCACUACCGGCAGAAUCAAUGCGCGCAGCGUAACGAGCGUCGCUUCGUCUACAUGUUGUUCACCAUCACCGCUCUGUUUGUGGUCACGUGGCUACCAUUUCACUUGCUAAACAUCGUGAAUUUCUUCUGUGACUUUUGCCUCAUCAAGUCUCUGCCUCACCAGUUGCUGUUUGCAUGCAAGUUUCUGCAUUACACCAACUCGCUGGUUAACCCGAUCAUAUACUCGUUUCAAAUGCCAGAGUUUAAGAAGACUGUCAAAAGCUUGGUUGGUUGCGCCGCACGAGGUGACGAGUCAAGACGAGUAGAAGAGAUACCUCUAGCGCGCAUGCGUAAAAGAGAUGACGCUGACACGACACAGGUACCGAUGUAGCCGCCUACAGAGAUGCGUUAACUGGUAAACUCAGAAAAAGGUUUUACGGAAGGUCCGGCAACAGCUGCUAGAAGACGAAACGCAAAAUCUGUUCUGGGUAAGGAUGGAUAGCCCGAGUAUCAGGCGAUUUUAUCUUUCAAAAGCCGGAGAGGAAAAUAAAACUACGCCUGACACAAACACUAGACGCGAUGCCUGCCGCCCCUUUUCAGGCCGCUGUCAAAAGACAUCGGCUGUCAAUUGUCAAUUGUGACUCACGUGGUAGCACAAUCAAAUGCCCAAAUCAACUUAUAAACAGUAUUUAUGUUAAACAAAAUUACAGUGGUGUUAUAUGCAAGGGUAAUAAUUUAAGUAACGACGAACAUCGAACUUUAUGUCAAUUUGAAUGUUUAAAGAAACUGUAGAGGAAAACGCAAAAUAGUUUACGGCGCAAGAGAUUUACAGUUUACGUAUAUGACUGCAGAUCCACACAUCAAUAAAUUACUACAUAUAUUCACAUUACCAAUUUACUAAACAGGGUUUUUUUGUCUAAAUAGACAAACUUCUGCUUGAACACAAAUUUGAUAGAUAAGCUCACUCGAUCAACUCGCGGGAAGUACCGCAAACAACCCCAAGAAUUCUUCGCUCUCACAGCUCCUGGUCUAUCCUAGAAUUUGACAACUACUUCUAAUGAUAUCCGCCCAUAUUUGUAUCAGGCCCUCUUUUUAUUGCUUCUAGGUAUAUACUUCACAGGGAACGAUAAAAGGGCCUGACGCACAUACAGGAUAAACCAAAUUCAUUUCACUUUGUACAUAUUAGAAAGCGAAUAGACAGUUUAUUAGAUUGCAAAAAUACAUCAUAGCAAAAUGUAGACAUUGUUAUAAAGGAUACAGGAUAUAUAUAGUAUAGUAAAUUCACAUUGUUAUUUACAGAUAACACGUCUGUAAUGGGAGACAAGAUAGUUAGCCUCAAUUUAGUUUUGCUAUCAGGAGAUAAUAUGUAUAGUAUUGUUCUUGGUAGUCUUUUAAGAAAAAAAAAAAAAAAAAAAAAGGCAUCCACUGAGACUCGAACCAGGUACCUUUGCGCUUGUAGUCCAAUGCUCUAGCCACUUACUAGACCACUACGGAAAUCGGGUGUCAUGCACUACUUUCCCGCGGAAAGGGCAAAACUGAAAAAACCACCAAUCAUGGAAAACAUGCUAAAAUGCUCAUGUUGCGAAUAUUUUAUAAUUCAACAAUAGUUUUAAGGUUAAAUGAUUAAAUCUCGAAAUACACCGAGUUUAAGUUAUAAUUACGAAGUUUCAAAUUUUAUUUUGUAGCGAAUUAUAUAAGGAAUUUUUAUUGACAAAAAAUCUCUAAAUCUUUGGAAAAUAGAAAUAUAGUUAUAUGCCGCUAUCUUACAAUGUUAUUGGUUUAAAAUCUCGUGCUAUUGUAUAGAUUAUCCGAGUAAAGCGAAUUUCUGUCUG